Cyprinodon variegatus (sheepshead minnow) is the source of this 1803-nucleotide messenger RNA. RefSeq names its product protein NLRC3-like. The transcript has 5 exons. Lineage: Eukaryota; Metazoa; Chordata; Actinopteri; Cyprinodontiformes; Cyprinodontidae. Gene Ontology annotation, molecular function: protein binding. The annotation marks the transcript as partial. The record is from RefSeq and is a predicted model, not a curated record.
CGUGGUGAUCAGACCAAAGUGAAGAAGGUCAAGUAUGAUGAAGGAGCUGAGACAGAUCCUCACUGGAGUCCAGAGAGCAGGAAGAUGAUUGAAUCUCUGGGAAAACUGGCUUUUGAUCAGCUGCAGAAAGGAAACCUGAUCUUCUAUGAAUCAGACCUGACAGAGUGUGGCAUCGAUAUCAGAGCAGCCUCAGUUUACUCUGGAGUGUUCACACAGAUCUUUAAAGAGGAGAGAGGGCUGUACCAGAGCCAGGACAAGGUGUUCUGCUUCGUCCAUCUGAGUGUUCAGGAGUUUCUGGCUGCUCUUCAUGCCCAUCAGACCUUCAUCACUUAUGGAAUCAACCUGAUGGAAGAAGAACAAAAAAAGACUUCCUUUUUAUUUAAAUUAUCUAAGACAGUAAAACUAAGAACUCUCUAUCAGAGUGCUGUGGACAAGGCCUUACAGAGUCCAAAUGGACACCUGGACUUGUUCCUCCGCUUCCUCCUGGGUCUUUCACUGCAGACCAAUCAGACUCUCCUACAAGGUCUGAUGAUAAAGACAGGAAGUAGCUCACUGACCAAUCAGGAAACGGUUCAGUACAUCAAGGAGAAGAUCAAUGAGAAUCUGUCUGUAGAGAAAAGCAUAAACCUGUUCCACUGUCUGAAUGAAAUGAAUGAUCGUUCUCUCAUCCAAGAAAUCAAACAGUAUCUAGGAUCAGGAAGUCUCUCCACAAAUGAACUGUCUCCUGCUCAGUGGUCAGCUCUGGCCUUCAUCUUAGUGACAUCAGGAGAAAAUCUGGAUGUGUUUGAUUUGAAGAAAUACUCUGCUUCAGAGGAAGCUCUCCUCAGGCUGCUGCCAGUGGUCAAAGCAUCAAACAAAGCUCUACUGAAUCGCUGUAACCUCUCAGAGAGAAGCUGUGAAGUCCUGUCCUCAGUUCUCAGCUCCCAGUCCUCUAAUCUGAGAGAGAUGGACCUGAGUAACAACAAGCUGCAGGAUUCUGGAGUGGAGCUGCUGUCUUCUGGACUGAUGAGUUCAAACUGCAAACUGGAAAUUCUCAGACUUAGAUCCUGUAACCUCUCAGGGAGAACUUGUGAAGUUUUGUCAUCAGUUCCGAGGUCCAAGUCCAGCUGUCUGAGAGAGGUUGACCUGCAGAAAAACAACCUCCAAGAUUCAGGGGAGAAGUUUCUGGCUGGUUCAGAGGGGACACUAGAAAUAUUCAAGGAGCCUGAUGGAGUCCGAUGGUUGAAACCAGGUCUGAGGAAGUAUUACUGUCAGCUCACAAUCGACAAAAACACAAUGAACAGACACCUGAAACUGUCUGAAGACAACAGGAAGGUGACAAAGAUGGAUGAGCCUCAGUUAUAUCCUGACCAUCAAGACAGAUUUGAUUACUGGGAGCAGCUGCUGUGUAGUGAUGGUCUUACUGGUCGCUGUUACUGGGAGGUCAAGUGGAAAGGAAGAGUUAAUAUAUCAGUGAGUUACAGAAGAAUCCGGAGGAAAGGAAACAUUAUGGACUGUGGGUUUGGAAUGAAUGCUCAUUCCUGGAGUUUGAGAUGUUUUGAUGAUAAAGGUUAUUCUGUCUGUCAUGAUAAGGAGGAAACAUCCCUCAUCUCCUCCUCCUUUUCCUCCGCCUCCUCCUCUGUCUCUAACAGAGUAGCAGUGUAUGUGGACCAUCCUGCUGGCAUUCUGUCCUUCUACAGAGUCUCCUCUGACUCACUGAUCCACCUCUUCACCUUCAACACCACAUUCACUGAACCACUUUAUCCUGGAUUCUGGAUUUGUCCUGGUUCCUCUCUGUUUCUGUGUUGAGUCUAAAGAGUCUCC